Molecule: messenger RNA, 699 nt
Organism: Prorocentrum cordatum
Lineage: Eukaryota; Dinophyceae; Prorocentrales; Prorocentraceae
Source: the annotation of a GenBank genome assembly
AUGGCUGCGCUGACGCCCAGGACACCACCGGCACGCAGGGUGCAGAGGUCCAGGACGCCGGAGAAGGCGAUGCGGACGACAGUCGAGGUGGAGCCGCUGACUAUCGCGAGGGGGCAGACCCAACCACUCCGUCGACAGAUCGCGGUGACGGCGCUGCGGCUGGCGGAGGAGCAGGCGCGUGCCCGGCUGCGCUUGGCGCGCUCGCGGUCGGCGCAGCCAUUGCCGCAGUCGCCACCAUUCGCGCAGCCGCCGCCACUCGAGCUCCUUGCCCCCACCGAGCUGCUUGCCAAGACCGACGCGAUCAAGGAGCUGACGCGGCGCAAGGUGGCGCAGGCUAUCGGAGCGAAGUGGCCGGCGAAAGUGAAGGUGCCGACGACGUCCGAGGACGGGCAUGCCGGCGGGGAUCUUGUCGGAAGCCCCGCCGAGAGAGCAGCAGUCGCCGUCCAGACAGCAGCAGUCGACGAUGUCACCUCCAGUGGCCUUCGAGGCAUCGCAGGUCCCCAGCUCUCCCCGAUUCUCUUCGCGGCGGGCGCGGACAUUCGGACGGAUUCACAGCUACGCCGACGACCUCGCGGCCCCGCUGCGGACCGGCGAGUCGCUCACGCCGGAGGCCCUGACGACGCGGCCGGACCCGACUUACACAGGGAGCCUCGCAGAUCCAGCUGUGCACCGAGGAGACGGCGCCACACUCGCCGCUGA